Schistosoma mattheei is the source of this 1670-nucleotide messenger RNA. The record is from the annotation of a GenBank genome assembly. NCBI's taxonomy places the organism in Eukaryota, Metazoa, Platyhelminthes, Trematoda, Strigeidida, Schistosomatidae.
AUGGGAGGAAAAAAGCACAGAAAUUUUCGAAGGCCAAAAUACGAAAUCAUGCGACAUUCAAGACAUGAAUUCAAUUUCUCCGUUGUUAUAUGGUUACCUCUUUUACCACUUUUGAUUAUUUGUAUCGGAGAUUACUUCAGAAAGAAGACAUCAUCGAAAAAAGAUGUGUGCUGGGAAAGCCUGAAUAAUAACGUAUCAGUUUCAAGAGAGGCAGUGGAUUGGGUCUCAGCUGAGAUUUCUCAUCUUCGUAGAUUAUUUGACCUCAUUGAAAGUACCUCAAUCAGAACAAACAAGAAGGAUCAGAUAACAAAUGUAGAUCGAAUAGGUAUUUCUCAUGAAACACUUAGACGUCGUGCUUUGAAUUACAUUUAUGAAGCACGAUACACUUUGAACAAUUUACGCAAAAUUUUUACCCAAUUAAAAAAAGUUAAUCAAAAGGAAUUGGACACUGAAACAGUUUCAUCGAUACAAGCAUCGUUAGUUCGUUAUCGACAGAAUAUGGAGGAAACUAUUUCACACUUGCAACUUAUUCUUAACAAACUAGGUGAAUUAGAUGAAUUUUCACAAAUCAGAAAGAAUGGCUUAAAUAAGCUUUCACAGCGAUUACAGGAGAAGAUUCAAAAACAACAGAAUCCAUCAGAUUGUAAAAAGGCCAAAUAUAUGACAUUUGACUUCACUAAUCUGUGUGGAUUGGGUUGUUGCAUGCAUCAACUCAUGUACUGUUUACAAUUGGCUCUUGAAAAUGAGCGUGUUCUAGUAUUGAAGAAACAUUAUCCUGGAGAUAUAUUUCGAGAAUGGCUUCAUCAGAACAUGUUACCACUUUCUGAAAAAUGCAGUUAUUUGGACUCAGAUAAUAGAUCAGAUAACAUCAAUUGUCCUUGGAUUGUAAAGGCUCCCCAAGUGCAUAACUGGUUGCCACAUGUUCUCCCGAUAGAUAUGAAUAAAGAACUAUUACGUUUACACGAGGCACCCUUUGUUUGGUUUGCUGGUCAACUAGCAGCUUACAUUUUGCGUCCAAAGCCACAAUUUGCACAAUUAAUCAAUGUAACCUUGAAGAGCUUUAAAACGAGUGGUGAUCCUGUUGUUGGCGUGCAUAUCAGGCGUACCGAUAAGUUAAUUUGGGAGGCUUUGUUUCAUAACUUAUCCGAGUACAUGGAACACGUGGAUAAUUUCUUUGAUUUACAUAGUGUUCAUCUCUUGACAAUGUCAAAGAGACAUCUAACUCAAUAUCAUAUGGAAUAAUAAACAAUCUUAUUCGUUAAAUAAUUUUAUUCAGGCAAGCUUCAUUAUGUUCUCUAACUCGUUUAUUACCAAGAUAAAUGACACAACACAAAUAAUCCGAAGACAUACAGUAAUGUGAAUAUAAUCCAUUCUUAAUCUCAGACUGUAAGUACGUGAAUAAGUUCUCAUCUUAAUUCAUGACACAUCCUCAACAUCUAGCAGUCGUUGAUUACUCAGUCAGUAAUCUUAGAAAAGUAAGCUGAUCAUGUAAUGGGCGAAAUCAUGAAUUUAGGAAAUAUACAAGUACUUGGUGUUGUUUACUUGUAUCUCCCCAUUGUUAUCUAGGACUGCAAAUGAUUAGUCUCUUGUUGUCAUAUGUGCAUCGUGUGCGGACUGCACCGAUAUUGUCUUAGGUCACAAGCUUGCGGGUACAUCCAGCUGACGAGUCC